UUUUUUUGCUACCACAUCGCCAAGCCACUAAAACACACUAACACAUCUUGCUUCGCAGCUAUUGGGUACCCAUCAUGCAGCCGUCAGCCUGCAAGAGAAUGAGGACCGUCUCCUAUCGUUUCGUGCUUUUUUUCUGGUGUUUGUGUAGCAUUGGAUCCACCUCUGCUGCGUUUCGUCUCAACCCCUAUCCAGCGCCCUUUGACCGAAGAACGUGUGCUGCUGCGCCUCUGGCAGAUGGUACUCUUCAAGAUCAGCCAUCCAAAGAACACGGACAGAGGCGAUGGAGAAUCCUUCCUCCUUUCAACAAACGAUCCAGCCACACCACGAAGAUCACUGCCCCAAAAAGCUGGGUUCGUCCCACGACCACUCGACUCCGCGGUGGCGCCACCGUCCUCCUAACAACCACCAAUCCUGCCUUGUCGGUUUGGUUGGGUCCAGCACUCGCUUGUGCCCUCGCCUAUGCGCUCUACAAUCUAUUUAUCAAAAAGGCGUCCUCGUCCAUGGAUCCCAUUUUGGGAGGUGUCCUACUCCAAAUUGUAGCAGCGGCACUGGGAGCGACCUUGUUGGGCGUCCAACAGCUGAAAAAAGACGGCGCUACUCUCCAACUCAGUCGCAUCGGAGUAACAUGGGCCAUUGCGGCGGGGGCGGCCGUGGGAGCGGCCGAAAUCUUGUCCUUUAUCAUUAGCAGUCUGGGAGUGCCUGCCUCCAAGAGCAUUCCUACCGUUAUCGGUGGCAGUGUGGUCAUUGGCACUCUCUUGGGUGCCGUAUGGCUGGGAGAACGACUCACGCGACGAGGGUGGUUGGGAAUUGUCAUGAUUGCCGCAGGGAUUGCCUUGGUGGGGAUUGAUCCUGGGGCAUCGUCGUUGCAUUGAAUUGAAAAAUGUCAAUGUGGAGUGGUGGAGGAACAGGACCUUACCAGGCUAUCGAGGUGCGCAGAGAAAGGCAAUUGCCGCAUUGCAUGCAAAGCAGCUCUUGAUGUGUUUUGCCGUCUGAUGGAGAGAGGAUUGAUCCCACAUUCCCUGAUAUGCCAUGAUCGCUGCAUGUACUAGUAGCUAUCUGACAAGACAACAUGUGUGUAUGUAUUAUUAUUUCGCCUCUGGUUGCGCUGUUUGUCAUAGCCACCAUUACUGCUGCUACCUUGUCUCUUCGUGUCACUGUUUGGCUUCAAGGUGUCCCAUCGGCUGCUCAUGCUAACAACAGCUCCUGGUAGCUAGCUACCGGUAGUUGGGUACGGGUAUACUACAAAGGUAGGCAACCGUACUAGAUAAUCUACCUCCUCUAAACCCCCGUUAGGCAGCAUCCAACUAUUAAUAGCUAGAUUGAAGAAUAUCUACAUGCCCAG
This is a messenger RNA of Seminavis robusta, 1342 nucleotides long. The record is from the annotation of a GenBank genome assembly. Lineage: Eukaryota; Bacillariophyta; Bacillariophyceae; Naviculales; Naviculaceae.